Messenger RNA from Procambarus clarkii (red swamp crayfish), 2270 nucleotides. Its product is annotated as voltage-dependent anion-selective channel protein 2. The record is from RefSeq and is a predicted model, not a curated record. Gene Ontology annotation, biological process: monoatomic anion transmembrane transport. Gene Ontology annotation, cellular component: mitochondrial outer membrane. Lineage: Eukaryota; Metazoa; Arthropoda; Malacostraca; Decapoda; Cambaridae. Gene Ontology annotation, molecular function: voltage-gated monoatomic anion channel activity.
UCGUGCCCGGGGCGUGCCCGACCACCCGCCGGGCUGCCUCUGGCCAGGCCUGGGGCCGGCUGGAGCCCUACAGGAGGCUGGGUGCUGGUGCAGACGACGCCGCUACUCCAGCCGGCUCCGGCCUCCGGUGUUCACUCUCAUCUCUCGGCUUUGUUCACGUGUUCUGGUGUUCACGGCUCGGAGAGCAGCUGUGUGACUAGUUAAUACAGGUAACACGAUGUCUCCUCCAAUUUACGCUGACCUCGGCAAAUCUGCCAGAGAUGUUUUCGGCAAGGGUUAUCACUUCGGUGUGCUGAAACUUGAGUGCAAGAGCAAAACUGCCACCGGUGUAGAGAUUACAGCGGGCGGCUCCAACGUGCUCGAGUCUGGCAAGGUUGCUGGCAAUCUUGAAACAAAGUACAAAGUGAAGGAACAUGGGUUGACUUUCACCGAGAAGUGGAACACAGACAAUACUCUGAACACAGAAGUGGCACUGGAAGACAAGGUAGCCAAGGGCCUCAAGCUUGUCCUCAACACCACCUUUGCUCCCCAGACUGGGAAGAAGUCUGGAGUGCUUAAGUCUACAUACAAGACUGAUGCAUUGUCAGUUAAUCUAGAUUCCACAUUAGAUCUUGGUGGUCCAGUUGUGAAUGGUGCUGCUGUGGGUAGCUACAAGAAUUGGCUGGUUGGUUAUCAGAUGUCUUUUGAUACUGCCAAAUCCAAGCUUACAAAGAAUAACUUCACUGUUGGGUUCACAAACCCAGACUUCAUACUUCACACGUACGCUAACGAUGGAGCCGAGUUUGGCGGUUCCCUCUUCCACAAGAUUCAUCCCGAAUUGGAGGGUGCCGUCGACCUGGCUUGGUCUGCUGGAUCUAACACCACGCGCUUCUCCAUUGGCUGCAAGUACUCCCUGGACAAGGAUGCUGCUGUGCGAGCUAAAGUUAACAACAAUUCACAGAUUGGCUUAGGGUAUCAACAGAAGGUGCGCGAUGGCAUCACACUCACACUCUCCACACUCAUCGACGGAAAGAACUUCAACCAGGGCGGGCACAAAGUUGGUCUAUCCAUGGAUCUGGAGGCCUAACUUGUCAAGGUUGUAUAUGUUGGGGUUAUGUGACCAUUAUAUGCCGAGUAUUCCUGGAGAGGGUUGAGAGCCAUGGGGACUAGGCUCCUGUGGGGUGAACUGUUGAUGAGGGCAGCUACCUCUGCCCUAUUUCAGCGGGAAAGUGUCCUCGUAUGCCAAGUCCUAGAUUCCAGUAGUGUAAAUGAGUGCUGUACAUUAAACAUUGACCUGACCCACUGUACAUUAUUAAAGAUUUUUAUCUUCAUGGGGUGGCAACUUCAACAAGUUGAGUUGGGGCUCAUUUUUGCAGCUGUGAAGUUGAUUGUCUCAAUGAAAUGUCCUUAAUAAAAUUUAAAUGGUCUUGACACUUUUUCUUUUUACCAUAUUCCAUCAGUCCUAGUUUAAGUACAUGAUUAUUCUAAAGAAUCCAUUCCUAGCUGUUGAAAAUAUCUUGAUUCCUCGGAAUCAUUCAUUAGUAUGUGUCGCACUUUUAUCAGUGAUUUGUGUAGAUAAGUGGCAGUGUACAGUGGAAGCAACGUUCUUCUGUAUUAAUAAUGGGGCAUAGCAUGCAUGCAGUCAAUAGGUUCAUUAGUCAUUCUCAUCCUAAUUUUGUGAUCAGCUUUGUGCCCUUUUUCUAGUCCGGUGAAAGAUUCCCCAUUACAGUGUCCCAUUUUGUAGAAUUGUUUUUGGGUUGGUAUUAACGUUUGUAUACAAACUGUGCAAGCACUAAAUUCUUGUACUGGCUUUGUUACCAAGUAAUAAUUACCUUAAAUUAUUUAACAUAAAACAAUGCUUUUAAGUAUUAAAUAUUUAACAAAAUUGAAUAUACUUGUUUUGUUUGAGCACUUGGAGUAAUUUUGCCGUAAUAUCGUGACUAGCCCGGUUUCCUAUACUGUGUAAUGUUAUAUACUGAAUAGUUCAUUUAUUUGCAACUUGAUGAAUGUGCAAAUGUGUCGACUAAGUCUUGACGACAAUGUUCCUUUAGUGUUAAUUUUGUCAAAAUUGAUGGAAGGUACGUAGAAAUUAAAAAACAUCUGUCUCGUGUGUGAAUGUUGUACAGCAAUUGAUUUCCUAAUUUCGUUUUUCAUUCUUUAUUUUUUAAUUCAUCCUGUUUUCUGUGUAAAAAUUGCUAAUUCCAUUUCCCCGUCCUGCAGCUUACGUCAACCGCACUGACAUGUAUAUGUGGCCUCUUCUCUUGUACCUUCAAUAAACUUGCCAGAAUUGA